Molecule: messenger RNA, 1717 nt
Organism: Syzygium oleosum
Lineage: Eukaryota; Viridiplantae; Streptophyta; Magnoliopsida; Myrtales; Myrtaceae
Exons: 1
Coding region: 45-1472 (475 amino acids)
Source: RefSeq, a predicted model, not a curated record
UCGUUUCGCAGCAUCGUCGCCGCCUUGCUGGGGAUCCCCAGAAGAUGAGCGUUCUUGAGUACCCAGACGCGUUCGACGCGCCGGAGCUCCAGAUAUGGAACAACGCCGCCUUCGACAACGGCGAAUCCGAAGAUUCCUCCGCCGCCGUCGCCGCCGCCGCCGCCAAGGCCUCCUGGUCUUCCGUCAACCCCGUCUUCGUGAAGCUCUCCGAAUCCCUCGAGUCGGACGAUUUCUGCAAGGAGAACCGGAGCCCCGAGUGCGCCAAUUCCCGGGUCUCGCUCAAGUCCUCCGUCCCUUCGAGAGUCCAGUGGAGGCAGAGCGUGCUGGAGCCUCUGUCGGCGAAGGCCGAAGAUCGAGAAGACGACAAGGGCGGGGGCGGCAGGAGCAGCAUCGAUGCGGAGAUUGAGGAAAUAGAGGAGGAGAUCACGCGCCUGUCGUCGAGGCUCGAGUCGCUUCGCCUCGAGAAGGCCGCGGCGGCGGCGGCGGGGGAAGAGAAGAAGCCGCCUCGCGGGAGGGCUGUGGCGGCCAAGUUCAUGGAGCCGAAGCAGGUGGGGAUUGGAAGGGAUCCGGAUGCGGUGAAGAGGAUCGAGGAGACGACGCCGCUGCUGUCGAGCGCGAAGCCGAAAUUGAACCGGAGAGGGCUCAGUCUGGGGCCGGUGGAGAUCGCUUCGAGCGCCGUCAAAUCGCGGCCCUCGAUCAAGGCAGAGAUCACUCCCGCUCUGUCGAUACAGAACCGGAGGAAAUCGUGCUUCUGGAAGCUGGAGGAGAUCGAUGAAUUGAAAGUCACGAAGGAGAGAAGGAAGAGCAUGAGCAUGACCGCAAGCCCCGGUAAUGCGCGCAAAACGUUCCCCAAAGUUCAACCUCAGAAGCAAGCUGCGACGACCGCGGGGUCGAGGAGGUUCACGAAGAAGGAAGAAGCGAUAAUCGCCUCGAUCCAGCCCAAACGCCUGUUCAAAGACGGAGAGAAAUCCGUGCCCGCAAAGAAGCCAGGAAAGCCGGGUCGGGUAGUGCCGAGCCGGUACAACCAGAUCACUGUGAGCGCCGCGAGGAAGAGGUCGUUCCCAGAAAAUAACAACAAGGAUGAGGGCGGCGAGAGGGUAGACAAAAGGCGAGCUUCGGUGGGAUUGAAUACUCAGGGGAACGAGAGCAGAGCGAAGAAGAAGUGGGAGAUUCCGAGCGAAGUGGUAGUCUUCGAAAGUAAGAAGGACGAUUCGGCGGUAGAGGCGCAGAUGCAGACGCCAUCGUCGAUCAGGAGGAUGGGCAGCGUGUUGCCGAAGAUAAGGGCGGUGCGGGGCGUGAAAGACAGCCCGAGGGAUUCGGGAGCCGCGAGGAGAGUGGCCGAUUUGGUCGGGAGGAGGAAUUACUUCGGCAGUGGCAAUGAGGAGGAGGGGGAGUUGCAGAUGCAGAUGCCAUUUUGUCAGGCGUUGAGCUUCAUACGAGAUGAUGAAGAAGAAGAAUAUGAUGAUGAAUGACUGAAUGAAUGAAUGAAUGGAUAAAGGGGAAGAAGUCGGGAUCUUUUCCUGUUUCUUGGUUAUCUUAGGGUGAAUUCUGGGAGUUUAACUGGUCCAAAGAACAGCCCAACAUAACUCUUGUUAUGCUCUGGCUUCUGCUGUGUCGGUAAUGGGAUUUGUAGGUUAAGGAGAUUGCUGUCUUGUUAGUAGUAGUACCUUUUAAGCAAAUAAUGAUUGGAUAAAGCUCCUCUUGCUGUCCUGUUCAA